This is a messenger RNA of Colletotrichum truncatum, 696 nucleotides long. Its product is annotated as argininosuccinate synthase. NCBI's taxonomy places the organism in Eukaryota, Fungi, Ascomycota, Sordariomycetes, Glomerellales, Glomerellaceae. Gene Ontology annotation, biological process: L-arginine biosynthetic process; urea cycle. Gene Ontology annotation, molecular function: argininosuccinate synthase activity; ATP binding. The record is from RefSeq and is a predicted model, not a curated record. Gene Ontology annotation, cellular component: cytoplasm.
AUGGACGACAACUUCGCCCACUGCUCCUACGAGGCCGGUAUGCUCGAGGACCCCGACGUCACUCCCCCCGAGGACAUGUGGACCAGGACCGUCUCUCCUCUUAAGGCUCCUGACGCUCCCCUCGACAUCACUGUCCACUUCGACAAGGGUCUUCCCGUCAAGGUCGUUACCCCCAACCAGACCGUUACCGACUCUCUUGAGCUCUUUGGUCUUCUGAACGACCUUGGAAAGGAGCACGGUGUUGGCCGUAUUGACAUCGUCGAGAACCGUUUCGUCGGCCUGAAGUCUCGUGGCUGCUACGACUCUCCCGCCAUGACCAUCCUCCGUCUUGCCCACGUCUCCAUUGAGGGCCUUGUCCUUGACGGCCGUGUCCGCUCCCUGCGUGACAACCUGAGCAAGCAGUGGUCUGAGCUCCUCUACAACGGCAUGUACUUCAGCCCUGAGCGGGCUUUCCUCCAGCCUUCCCUUGACUUCGCCCAGCAGCGUGUCAACGGCGAGGUUCGUCUCCGCCUCUACAAGGGCAACGCCUACGUCCUGGGCCGCUCUUCCCAGGAGAAGCUCUACUCCGAGGAGGAUGCCUCCAUGGACUCCCUCACCACCUUCGACCCCUCCGAGACGUCCGGCUUCAUCACCAUCAACGCCAUCCGCCUCAAGAAGUACGGUCUCCAGAUGGCUGAGGCUGGCAUCAAGUUCUAA